This is a messenger RNA of Anthostomella pinea, 987 nucleotides long. NCBI's taxonomy places the organism in Eukaryota, Fungi, Ascomycota, Sordariomycetes, Xylariales, Xylariaceae. The record is from the annotation of a GenBank genome assembly.
AUGAACUCCCUCCUAGUCGGUCUUGCCUUUGUGGCUUCGGUCCUGGCCGAGGGCCGUACGUCGGCCCCGGACGGCUGUCUGAACGUAGCCCAGAGCGGUGGUGACUAUAGCACCAUCCAGUCAGCUGUCGAUUCGCUCUCGACGACGUCCUCGGAUGCUCAAUGCGUAUUCGUCAACCCCGGUACCUACAGCGAACAGGUUCUUGUGAGCGCACGCAGUGCUCAGCUGACCUUCUACGGCUACACCGACGACACGACGAGCUAUGCCGACAACCAAGCCACCAUAUCCUAUAACCUCAGCCAGGCUGACGGCCUCUCCAACGACCUGACCGGCACCCUCCGUAUCAAGGCGACCAACUUCAAGAUGUACAAUAUCAACGUGAAUAACGGGUAUGGGGAAGGGAGUCAGGCUAUAGCUCUGAGCGCCUACGCCGACAGCGGCUACUACGGGUGCGCCUUCACCGGAUUCCAGGACACGCUCCUGAGCAAUGUCGGUAACCAAUACUACGCGGGCUGUAUGAUUCAGGGUGCAACCGAUUACAUUUUUGGCCAAGAGGCUGCCGCUUGGUUCGAACAGUGUGACCUGCGCGUGCUCGCAAGAUCUUUGGGAUACAUCACAGCCAACGGUGAAGAUACGGCAGACGGUACAUCUAUCUACGUUCUCAACAACUGCGACAUUGCUGCUGCCGACGGCAACACGGUACCUGAGGGCGCGUACUACCUGGGCCGACCCUGGGGUGAUCAUGCCAAGGUUGUCUUUCAAAACACCGCCAUGUCUGCGGUCAUCAACGAGGACGGGUGGCACAUAUGGAACACCGGCGACGAGAGGACGGAUAACGUCUUGUUUGGCGAGUACAACAACUCGGGCGUUGGCGCAGCUGGCCCUAGGGUCGACUUUGCCACCAUUCUAGACUCGGCCUAUGCUAUCGCUGAUGUCCUCGGCGACGGCUAUGCGAGCGCCGGUUAUUAUGACGCUAGUUAUUUGUGA